AUGGCGCGCCCACGAGUCUUGCCUCUCGCGCGGGCCUUUUCGGCCUCGGCCUCGGCCUCGUCCUCCACACCCAUCUCGCGAGGCUGGCCGACGGGCCCCACUCCCCCCGGCGCAAACUAUCCCACCCAUGUACCCCUCAACGUCGGCCAGAACGCCCUCCUCGCCAUUGGCAGCGGGCUGGUCGGCGUGGUCAACUACGCCACGCGCCCCGACCUCAUUGCGACUCUGAGCGAGAGCACUGCCGCAUCGUUCCUUCCUCGCCUGCAUGAGGCUAUGAGCGCGCAUCCCGAGGGCAGGCAGAUUCUGCGUGACCGGCCAGUCGUUUCUUCCGACACGGUCAAUUUGGACUCGUUGAGGAGUAUGCGGCGCGGGACGGUGGGGCGCGAGUAUGUCGAGUGGCUGGAUCGGGAUGGGAUUUUGCCCGAUUCGCGAGAGGCCGUCCGGUAUAUCGAUUCACCGGCGCUGGCUUAUACGAUGCUCAGGUAUCGCCAGACACACGAUCUCUACCAUACCCUCUUCUGUCUUCCUCCGACACUCGCACACGAACUUACGCUUAAAGUAAUCGAGUGGGCGAACAUGGGUCUUCCGGCCGCGGCCCUGUCCAGUACCUUUGGACCGUUGCGGUUGAGUCCUAAACGACGCCAGAUGUGGCGCGAGGACUGGGUACCGUACGCUCUGCGUACCGGCGCCGAGGGCCGGUCACUCGUCGGCGUGUACUGGGAGAAGCGGUGGGAACAGGGGAUCGGAGAGCUGCGCCGUGAGCUCGGCGUCACUAGGAUGCAAGACCCAGCAGUCAUUGCGCAGUGGAAGGGUUACCGCGUCCUGAGGGAGAGGGAGCGUCAACUGCGGCGUACGGGCGAGUGGAUCGACGAGCCAGAGGAGUGGUAA
Cutaneotrichosporon cavernicola is the source of this 888-nucleotide messenger RNA. RefSeq lists its product as uncharacterized. Gene Ontology annotation, biological process: ubiquinone biosynthetic process. Gene Ontology annotation, cellular component: mitochondrion; mitochondrial inner membrane. NCBI's taxonomy places the organism in Eukaryota, Fungi, Basidiomycota, Tremellomycetes, Trichosporonales, Trichosporonaceae. The coding region runs from base 1 to 888 and encodes 295 amino acids. The record is from RefSeq and is a predicted model, not a curated record. The transcript has 2 exons.